AGAAAUACUCUCAGGAGGGACGCAUACUGCCUCUGGGAGUUUAUUCCUUUUCCUUAUUCCUAUUUAUUUUUAGUUUUAUUACCUUCAUUAGACAGACCCUACCUUCUCCCAUCUUCCGUUAGAAAUACAAUUGUGUAGCUAUUUAAUGGAACUUAAAUAUUUAAAGGGGAUAUACGUAGAACUGUGUUUCGGUCUAAUGCAUACAGGAAACUUGUGCAUUUAGCUGAUACUGUGGACAUAGUUGGUGCAUAAUCGAUAAAGGAAGAAGCCACGACCGCAAGAGUAGUGAGUUGAAAGCUACAAGUUACUGAGGGGAGAAAAACCUAUGUGCAUCGACGAAGCGGACUGUAGAUUCACAGUUGGGCGAACAAGGGGAGAGACAGUGUGUGAGAGAGAGAGAGAGAGAAAGAAAGAGACCCUGACUAUUUCUCAUUUGAUCUCGGCCCAGUAGUCAGUCUGCUUGAAUCGGUGAGCGAGUGAAGGAGUGGAUGUAUGGACAGUUCGCCAUUCAACAAGUCAACGAAUAUAACGGUGACCGUUUUAACGGGAAAAUGAAUGACCCGCAAGUUAUGACAGUAGGGUCGAAAUUCUUUCUGGUGCCGGAAGUUCUUGACUCUACUGAAAGCAACAGACAAAGACAGGGAGGGAAGACUCUCGACCCCAACAAAUAUGCCACGAAGAAGACCAUCGCCCAGGGAAUGCUGGAUAUCGCCUUGCUGACAGCUAACGCCUCGCAGCUCAAGUAUGUCUUGCAACUGGGGAAGGGUUACGAGUUCUACUCGGUCAUGCUCGGACUCAUCAUAACGUCUCUUGUGUUGCAGGGCUUGGCUGGCGUGCUGAUGGCUGUUUUGUCAGUUCUGAACAUCAAAAAGGAAUCGCACCACAUGGCGGCUGAGGCACUGAACCACACAGUGCUUGUGUUGUCUUUACUUAUUUUGUCCAUAGACGCUAUUAAGCUGGGCUUCAACAAUGGUAGCAACCUGCAAAAAGGGGAAGGCUUUCUCAUCCCUUAGGUCGUGUCAGUGACCGCAAGUAAGCCAAGUUGAUUUUCUAUUCGCAAAGUUUAUUGUCCAAUAAUUAUGUUCCAAAGAAAACGGGAAACACGGUUUUAGUCUCUUCAGUAUCAUCAUGAGAAAAUUCGUCAUUUUGACGACCGCUGUAACAGUCAAAUCCAUAACGAAAAAAAAGCCAGUGUAUUGCAUCUUCAUCAUUCAAGUUUUCUCUUAACCAUUGAAUGAUUUUGAGAUAGAUCUUUUAGUACUCGCUGUUCAAACUUUAAACCUACCGUUGCGUGAUCUUGCAUUUUGUUUGCCUCUCUUCACAAGUCCCGUGGUUGCCUCGUCCUUUGGAAUAUAAUUGCCUCAGAGUCACGUAUCCGACCUUAUGACAGUACAAGGCACUCAUUCAUUCAUAAUAAUGAUCAGGACACGAAGGACUCUUUUAAGUAGAUGCUUUCAGAAACUGUCUGGUUCCUUCCCAGGCGCCACCUUUGUCUUUGCUUUCAUCGUCACUGAGGAGGAACCAUAAAAAAACUUGCUUCGCUGUUUUCUCUGCAAACUUAAUAAGUAAUGCUCAGUUAUUGUGCUUGAAUAUGGGAUGACGAAGUCAAAUGAGCAAAUCAGCUCCGGUAACAAAGUGAAGGACAAAGCUGAUUUUAUCUUAAAGGAAAGGGAAACAACAAACAGUUCCUCGCGUUGAUAUAGAAAGUUUGCCUGAACCAUCACAGCACCUAAUUGAUUGAAGUAGAAGCCUCUUGGGGCGAACCUGAUCACAGCUUUGAAUCUCGGAGUGUUUUCUUUCGAGUGUUCUCUUUCUGCACCUCCACUUGCUUCCCAUUUCUCAUUGCUAUGCAUGUCCCGGUUUCUGAGAUUUUGUGUUUGAUUAUAAGCGUUGUGCUUUGAGUUUUUCAAAUCUUGUUUCUUCAUUGAAUAAGCAGAUGCAGCAGCGGAGCCCAAACAGGUCUCAGUACCGAAAUGUAACUUGGAAGUUCAUCCUUUCCUUUUAAAGCCUGGCCAGAAAAAGCUUUGUUAUAGAAUGUACUUUCCAAAUAAACUAUGUGAAAUGAAGACAGUGGUUCUUAACCUGAGGGGAUCACCCAUUUCCAGGGGAAAAAUUUCAAAUUCUCUAAUUACAUUCGUUAUUCUCUUAACAAGAGUGAGGAACUAAUAACAGUCAGUUUCUUACAGUCUACUACUCUUGUUAGACUCGUUGGGCAUAUACCACGUUUUGUCAUGAUUUCCCUCCCUCCCUAUCACUCGAAACCCUUGUCUUUCUUUGGCUUUUGAUUUUCCUUUAAAUCUGGGAGGGAAUCUUACUCAUGGGAACAAAGGGGGCGUGGAGGGCGGAAACCAACUCUGAGAGGGGGCGUGGUCAUAAAAAGGCUGAGAACCACUGUCCCUAAAGAGGUCUUUUCCAGUAACGAGAUUAAUGUGAAUGUCUUGUCGUUUUAGGUUCUGGUGGGAGUGCUGUUCUUAAUCAUUGGUGGGAUGAACAUUAAUGACCCCCAGCAACAUACGGCUGCUGACAUUCUCAACAAUAUCAUCGUCGCGUUCCUCUUCGUCAUUUCUGUCGUGAAUGUCGUUCUCUCUGCUUU
This is a messenger RNA of Macrobrachium nipponense, 2593 nucleotides long. Its product is annotated as ninjurin-1-like. Lineage: Eukaryota; Metazoa; Arthropoda; Malacostraca; Decapoda; Palaemonidae. The record is from RefSeq and is a predicted model, not a curated record. Gene Ontology annotation, cellular component: membrane. Gene Ontology annotation, biological process: tissue regeneration; cell adhesion. The coding region runs from base 489 to 1013 and encodes 174 amino acids. The transcript is spliced from 4 exons.